Messenger RNA from Ipomoea nil (Japanese morning glory), 1017 nucleotides. RefSeq lists its product as uncharacterized. The transcript is spliced from 3 exons. The record is from RefSeq and is a predicted model, not a curated record. Bases 208 to 750 code for a protein of 180 amino acids. Lineage: Eukaryota; Viridiplantae; Streptophyta; Magnoliopsida; Solanales; Convolvulaceae.
AAAAUUCGAUUCUCUCUCUCUCUAGAUCGCCUUUUUCAUCCACAUCUGAGAGUGAAGAACACACGGGAAUAUAUCAUUCAUUCACAUCCAGCUCGAUCCCGACAACAAUGGAUAGAAGAAUCAAAUAAUCCUGUUAAAACAACAUAAUUCGAUUUUCGCUCUUCGUCUUGUUCUUGAAUUUAUUGGGGUUCUGGAACAAUCGGGGAAAUGAAGGAUGAUGACGCGUUGCCGAUAUCAACUCCGACGUCGUAUUCGGCAUCAUCCGCCACUACCGCCGGCCAUUCGAGGAAGGAGAGUUCCCAUUCGGUUCUCUUCGGCCGAGGCCGGUACAAGUUCUGGGCGUUGGCAGCUAUUCUACUGCUUGCCUUCUGGUCAAUGUUCACCGGCACUGUCACUCUCCGGUGGUCCGCCGGAAAUCUCAACCGUUUCUCCGACGACUUCGAUAUUCCGCUGCACGAAGAUCUCGACGUCCUCGAAAUGGAGGAGAGAGAGAAGAUGGUGAAGCAUAUGUGGGAUGUGUACACUAACAGCCGUCGGAUCAGAUUGCCUAAGUUCUGGCAGCAGGCCUUCGAGGCGGCCUACGAGGACUUAACCAGUGAUGAGCCUGAAGUGCGAGAGGCUGCCAUUUCCGAGAUCGCUAAAAUGUCUAUUCGCUCCAUCCAUUUUGAGAGCCCACCCGUUCACACGUUGGCGAUUCGGGAGUUGUCUAAAGCAAACAGAGUUCAAGAAAAUGAUCUGAGCAAGGAGUAAAUUAUGACUCGAAGAAUGCUUAUGGAUCCUAAGAAGUCUGCUAGGUUGCCGAUGUUUCACACGGGAUCUACUGUCGUUCUGGGGGGAAACUAUACUCCUGUUCCUCACUUUUGCAAGAGGGGCAAAAACAAUGUAUUUAUUUAGGUUUUCAUUCCUAAUUAUUAUUAUAAUUUUUUUUUUUUCAGUUUCUUUUAUUUUCCCGCUGGGUGAAGAGUGAAACAACAUUUUGAUUAAAUUAAUUCAUACAUAGAAAAUUUUGUGUUACAA